Molecule: messenger RNA, 1302 nt
Organism: Amphimedon queenslandica
Lineage: Eukaryota; Metazoa; Porifera; Demospongiae; Haplosclerida; Niphatidae
Product: 52 kDa repressor of the inhibitor of the protein kinase-like
Exons: 3
Coding region: 1-1302 (433 amino acids)
Molecular function (GO): protein dimerization activity
Source: RefSeq, a predicted model, not a curated record
AUGGCCCUACUCAAUUUUAGGGUAGAUGCUGGUGAUGUUGUUCUCAGAGACCAUCUAUCCAAAGCAUCUCGUAAUGCUACAUACACAUCCUCUGUCAUCCAGAAUCAGCUUAUGGAUAUUCUAUCAAAACAAGUACGACAGCAUAUAAUUGAUAUAGUUAAGGUAGCUAAGUGGUUUUGUAUAAUAGCCGAUGAGGUCACUCAUGUCUCUAAUAAGGAGAUACUCAGCUUGGUAGUACGGUAUUGUGAGCCAGAUUCUCUUCCUUGUGAAGACCUUGUUGGCUUUUUUCAGUGCAAUGAAGGUAUUACUGGGCGACAGCUAGCCAAUAUGAUCCUCACCCAUCUGCAGUCAUUUGGUCUUGAUCUCUCCUAUUUACGGGGACAGGCAUAUGAUGGAGCAGGCAAUAUGUCUUGGUCUAUUAGAGAUGCUAAUACCUUAAGGCAUGCCAUUACCAGUACUGAUUUUAUUUCCAGCUUUGUCAUCACUAAGUCAUCUCUUCAGUAUCUACACUCCUUGACCGGAAGCUCCACAGACAUCAUACAUGCUGUGAAGGAAAUAGAGACCAUAACAUCAACAAUUCAGAACAUAAGAGAUAACAUUGACACCUACCAUGAUGAAUUGUUUCCUGAAAUCAAGCAGGUGUGUGACACUGCUGGCACAGUUCCAUCUACUCCACGUACCCGUGCCCGUCAAACUCAUCGUAGCAAUACACCUGCCAGUUCCCCUUCAGAGUACUACCUUCAUACAAUAUCAAUUCCCCUUAUUGACCAUUUGUUAUCCGAGCUAAAAUCUAGGUUUUCUAGUCAUCAAUCUGUUGCUUUACUUGGUCUCUGUAUCGUACCUUCAGCAAUGCUAGUUUUGCCAGUUCCUGAAUUUUUGACGCAUUCAUUUCAGUUGGCUGACAAGUAUAAGGAUGAUCUUCUAUCUCCAAAUUCCUUUGCCAGUGAACGAGAGUGCUGGAAAGUUAAGUGGCAGAGGUUUGCUGAAGAACACGGAACAACUAGCCUCCCAAGUGACCUGGCAACCGCACUUCAACAAGUCUCCUCAAUGUAUCCGAACAUAACAGUCCUCCAACAGAUUUUUUCCACUCUUCCUGUUACUACGUGUUCUGCUGAGAGGUCAUUUAUCUCGCUUAAAAGGACAAAGACGCCUUUUCAUUCAACGAUGACAACAGAGAGACUAACUGGCUUAAGUCUACUCCAUAUCCAUAAAGAUAUCCAAAUCGAUGUAGAGGGAGUCAUUGAUGAAUUUAGUUUAGCAAAUCCCAGAAGAAUGCAGGUGGCAGACAUUCUUACAGACUAA